Messenger RNA from Chaetomium fimeti, 3348 nucleotides. RefSeq lists its product as uncharacterized. The transcript has 8 exons. The record is from RefSeq and is a predicted model, not a curated record. Gene Ontology annotation, molecular function: protein kinase activity; ATP binding. Lineage: Eukaryota; Fungi; Ascomycota; Sordariomycetes; Sordariales; Chaetomiaceae. Bases 1 to 3348 code for a protein of 1115 amino acids. Gene Ontology annotation, biological process: protein phosphorylation.
AUGGUCGAGGAUGCCAGAAAGGCGGGCUUGCCCUUGGCCCUGGAGCUUGACGACGGACGUCUUUUCGGUGUAGCAACCUCUUUCUCGGCCUGUCAGUGGUUGCUCGUAGCCCAGAUUUUCAAUACGGACACCUUCACGUAUUCUAAACUCGAGCAAGAAAGGCGGCUUCCAUUCCUUAACUGGGAUCCUCCUGUUUAUUUGGGCACUUUCAGCACCGUGUGGGAAAGAGUCCUCCACAAAGACCAUCUCAUUCUUGGUCAAGAACAGAGCAACAUGAAGUUUGACUCGGAGCACCCUCGGCUCGCUUUGAAGGAGCUGAAGCUCGCCACAGACGAGGUAAAAAGGGUUACAGGCACAAACAUGUCUGAAGCUCAAAUCCUCGAAACCAUGAAUCGCAUUGGGCACCAGCAUCUACUUCAGACGAUUGCCCACUACGAACGGGGCGGCAAGGAUUACUUCCUGUUCCCGUGGGCUGAGCGGGGCAGUCUCCGAGAGUAUUGGAAAACUACGGCCCCGACCCCGACGCCCGAGUAUGUCAUGUGGCUCGUUGCCCAGAUGGCAGGUCUCGCAGACGCUGUUAGCAAGCUACACGACAGGGGAUGUCGCCAUGGUGAUCUAAAGCCCGACAACAUCCUAUGUUUUGGAGGGCAGAGUGAUGCCACUGAAGACACCAUGGUGCCACCCGACCGCCUGGUCGUUGGCGACCUUGGUCUUGCUAAAAUCCAUGAUUUCAUCACAGCAAUGCGCAAAAACAUCGCUACCGACACCAAGGCCGGCACUAUGAUGUAUUCCCCCCCAGAGUAUGUUCAAGGUGGUACGGCCCCUUGGUCACGGCUCUUCGACAUAUGGUCACUCGGCUGCAUAUAUUUCGAGUUUGUUGUCUGGCUCCUUCGCGGCCAACAUGGCCAGCAAACGUUAAGUCGGUCGGUCGCGCCCAAUGAUAGUGAGAGAAACACCUUCUACACCCUCAUCGGGGGCGACGGCACAACGGAAAGGCAGAUCGCGGUUCAUGGUACUGUCAAACAGUACAUUGAGGAGCUCUUGAAUGACCCGCGUUGCACCGAGUCCACGGGUCUCCGGCGUGUCAUCCGUCUCAUUGCCGACGAGAUGAUAGUCAUGGAACGAACGCAGGAAUCAGAAUCAUCACGGAUAGCUCGGCCUGUGACUAUAAGACUCCAGCCCGCCACCACCAUCGAGCCCGAAGAGAAGAAAAAGGUGCGAGCCACGGCUCACAAGGUGCACAAAAUCCUGACCACGAUUCUCUCCGAUAUGAAGAGAGGCAUCACGGAUGCGAUAGGGAAUCUGGAACCUUCAGACGACCCACACCCACCUUCAAACAAGCUAAAUCUGCCCUCACAUGAGCCGGACCAACUUGCCCCAAAGCCUGCCCUAGGGACUCCAGCGGACCACCGCGCAAGGAGUUACCUAAAUGUUCCGGUAUGUCAUAGGAUUCCUCAACCCUCUCGGUUCAAUGAAGCUUGGGAGCACAGUCCCGACACAGAAAUAGCGGGGAAGAUAUUCGAUUAUCUCCAAACUACGGGCACAGAGGGUGGUGCAGUCAUCCCCGCUCCGUAUCGCCGUGGUGUUUCCCCUCUCUGCCGUCGAUGCGCCCAGUUGAAGCUUUCAGCUCCCAGUCUGAGUUUCGCUGAUACACUGGCGGGUCUAGCGGAAAAGAAAGGCCGCUGUGCUCUGUGCGCCCUCCUCUACUCGUCGUGCGUCCGGCCGCAUGAAAGUCUCCCAAGGAAGGCGAGAGUCCAAUUUUCGAGGGCUGGUUCGUAUCUCACGGCCCGCAGAGAGCGUGAAGAGCCGCAGCUGGUGGCAUCUCUCUACCGCACACGGUUUGUCCACAACGCCCAGGAUGUCCAGCUGGGAUUUCCUAACCUACCCGCGCCGGGCAGCCGCUUGCACUUGGAACUCCUCUCCCUAUGGGUCGAGGCCUGCGACCAGAAUCACUCUCAAACCUGCUCUCGGAGUCACAGUCACACCUGCUCUCGGAAACCGCCGGAGUUCUUCCCUACACGAGUCAUUGACGUGGGCAAACGAGAGGGUGUAGUGCGACUCUUAUACGAAACCACUGAUAUUGACCCCUCCAGCAGAUACGUGGCCUUAUCACACCGAUGGGGGCCCCCUCCGCCCCCAGGCCCGGUCGAAUCCAACGAUAAGCCCCCUAUGAUCCGCACCACGGUGGCGGAACGCCCCAUCCCCCUCACCCAACUCCCCCGCACCUUCCGCGACGCCGUCGAGGUGACACGCGCCAUCGGCGCGCAAUACCUGUGGAUCGACUCCCUCUGCAUCGUGCAGGACGACCCGCACGACUGGCACAACGAGUCCCAGAGGAUGGAACGCGUCUACGCGUCGGCUUAUUGUACUCUUGCUGCCAUUCGUGCGAGCAGCCCGGAGGAUGGGUUUUUGGCGGCGGCGGCGGCGGUGGCGCCGUCGCUGCCGCCGGGCGGGGUGGAGGAUGAGAUUUAUGUGUGUGAGAUGGUGGAUGAUUUUGAUGAGCAUGUCAGCCGCAGCGAGCUGCAGAGACGGGGGUGGGUGUUGCAGGAGCGGGCGCUGUCGAGGCGGACGAUACACUUCACUGAUAAGCAGACGUACUGGGAGUGUGCUGACGUAUACCACAGCGAGCAAGCCGCGUUCCUCGGCGAUAGCAACUUUCCCAAGUAUGCGGACGCGCGUUCCAGGGGGAAGAGAAUCAAGCUCAUCCAGGGCUUGUACGAGCAGUAUUCAGCCAUGCAGCUCACUUACGCCAAGGACAGACCGGCCGCGAUCCGCGGUCUCGAAGCGCGGCUGGUGCAGACCAUCGGAGGGCCCGGCGGCCACGGCGUCUUCCGAAACCAUAUGCAUCGCUACCUCCUCUGGAAGAGACGCGGAGAAAACGGCCUGGAGCGCAUCACCAACUUCCCGCCAGACGAGCAGGUCCCGUCCUGGUCGUGGAUGGCGUACGCCGGCGAAAUCAAGUACAUUGACGUUCCGGGGUACAACGUCAAGUGGGACGAGACCCUUAGCUGGCCCGAUUCCGUAUCCGACCCGGUCCCCUUCAGGCUUGAGGCUCCCGUGCGAGACAUUUCUAAGCUGCAAGCCGAGGAUAUCACGCUAGACGACGGUACUCAGAUGAUUACGCAGGCACCCAAGUGCGUCGUCGUGGGCACCAUUCGGGUGCGAGCAGACAUGUGGGGGGGAUAUGAAAAGUACUGCUACGUCUUGAUUGUUGAACCUGUACCCGAAUCGGAUGGAGGAAGUGAGAGCGGGAAAGCCUGGCGGAGGCUCGGGGUGGGAAGACUCCGGCUACAAAAUAUCGUUUUCGAGCCGAAGGGACAACCCCUUGACUGGAACUGGAUUGUAUAA